Molecule: messenger RNA, 654 nt
Organism: Lineus longissimus
Lineage: Eukaryota; Metazoa; Nemertea; Pilidiophora; Heteronemertea; Lineidae
Product: FMRFamide receptor-like
Exons: 1
Coding region: 1-654 (217 amino acids)
Biological process (GO): G protein-coupled receptor signaling pathway
Cellular component (GO): membrane
Molecular function (GO): G protein-coupled receptor activity
Source: RefSeq, a predicted model, not a curated record
AUGUUGAUGUUGUUUGCCAAGUCGACAUCCAACUACCUCACGGUCUGCGUUGCAAUCGAGCGGUUUAUAGCUGUCUGCAGACCGUUAAAGGCAGCCUCGAUCUGUACAAAUCGAAACGCUUAUAUCACAGUUGGAUGUGUGUUAAGCUGCUCAUUUGUAUCCGUCAUUCCACUGCUGUUUUCCUACUCGCUCAAGUACUACUACGAUCCUUGCGUUGGCAGGACAAGACCAAAAGUGACGUAUUCUGAACUUUAUAACCAUCUGGUUUACCAAAUUUUUUAUUAUCGAGGCCUUGCAUUUUUGGUUGUUUCUUUAUUGCCAAUGAUUAUUUUGAUACUCACCACUUAUAAUGUGUUGAAAUCUCUCAAGGCCUCGAGGAGAAAGACUGACAUGGCAACGAGAGGUUUAGACAGCCGACGAAGAGGAGCAAAUACAGCCACAAUACGGGUGCUGGUGGUCGUGAUAGUAUUCCUUUUACUAGAGACACCAAAGGCUGUGCAUGACAUAGCUUAUAUUUUAAAAGAGUUAACAUCUUUUGGUAUUGAUUACGUUUGGACAAAUCCUUUAUACUACAUUUCCCGUUUUUUGACCUAUUUCAACAGCUUCGUUAAUUUCUUCAUUUACUGCGCAACAGGCAACCGUUUUAGGAAAUGA